AUGACUGCAAUAUGCGACGGAGGGGGGGGACCACCAUUAUUGGGUCAAAUUCCGGAGAAAACCUCCCCAGGCACCAGUAGACUAAAUUGGCCGUACCUGAACAGGCGGCCAAUCCGCAACGCGAACAGGGGCAUCGAAAUCUCGCUUGUCUCGUUACUCGCAACCUUUUCUCUCUUACAGUACAUCGAUACCAAACUAAUCAACUUAGCCAGCCAGCCAGCGAUCCCUGCAAUGGUUGACACGUCCCGACAUCCCAGGAGGGGAAAAGCCAUGCAACUGAAACAUCCCGCAUGGGAAUCAGAGACAACCAAGAAUAGAUCUCUCCCAAACUUGGUAAUAAUGGUGGCUUACUUUAAAAAGUCAUGGAUACGAUACGGGGCUUGGAGUACCUACAAGCGCCAAGUGACCCGUCGAAUUGCUUACAACUCAAACGCAAUUCAGCUCCCGUCGACUUCCCACGCCUACUACGAUAGAAAAGAUGUUUCAGCUUCGCCAUGUCGCGGUCUAGAUAAUUCGAUAACUAGUAACCAUCCCAGAAGUCUGACUUAUUCCUUCUCCUGGGAAGAGACCGGCGAUCCUGAGCUGGUCGGAGCGCCAAUAGAAGGAGGAGCUGACGACAACUGA
This is a messenger RNA of Aspergillus niger, 624 nucleotides long. RefSeq lists its product as hypothetical. The record is from RefSeq and is a predicted model, not a curated record. Bases 1 to 624 code for a protein of 207 amino acids. The transcript is spliced from 4 exons. NCBI's taxonomy places the organism in Eukaryota, Fungi, Ascomycota, Eurotiomycetes, Eurotiales, Aspergillaceae.